This is a messenger RNA of Apis laboriosa (Himalayan honeybee), 3186 nucleotides long. RefSeq names its product UDP-glucuronosyltransferase 2B4-like. The coding region runs from base 993 to 2477 and encodes 494 amino acids. Gene Ontology annotation, molecular function: UDP-glycosyltransferase activity. The record is from RefSeq and is a predicted model, not a curated record. The transcript is spliced from 4 exons. Lineage: Eukaryota; Metazoa; Arthropoda; Insecta; Hymenoptera; Apidae.
UAACCUCUAUUUGAUAUUAUAUGCAUAUUUUUUUUUAUCAAUAUAUUAUUAUCACUAUAUACAUUAUGCUUUGUGUUUUAAAAAAUUUUUUAAAUUGUAAUAUCAAUAUUAUAUGAUAAAACGAUAUGUCUAAAUAAAGUGCCUAAAUAAAAUAUUUAUUCACAUACAGAAUGUAAGCAAAUAUUUUUACUGUUUAACUGCUUCGUAUGUCCAAAAUUUGUUCUAGAUCUCUAAUCAAAGUAACAUUUGCUUACAAGUUUAUAUGUUACGGCUUAAGCAAUAGUUUACAUUUCAUGGUGGUUCUGUGUAUUAAAGAAACAGUUAGUGGUAUGCUAUAAUUCAUUUUUUCUUGGACUGAAACAUUCAGUAUUUUACGCGUGAAGCUUGAAUAUCCUAUAUAAGAAAUAGUGUUGUUUACAUAUAUAAUUUAUAAAAAUAUAUUCGUAAAAUUGUACUGUGUGAAUAUAUAUAUUUAAUAAUAGGAUUGUAAAGAUUUGUAUAUUAUAAAAAAAUAAACGAAACAGUUCCGAAAAGCGAAAUAUAAAUUGGUUACAUCAAUUGUAUGUAUAUAAUUGUGUUAACCGUAUCAGUUUGAAAGAUGUUUCUAAAGGAUAAAAUUUCGAAUAGUGCUCUAAAAAUUCAAAAAAUUAACGAUUUUUUUAUAUUAUUUCGAUAAUUGAUUAAUUAAAAUUCUUCUGAAUAUUCGUAUUGGUAUUUUAAAAUAGGAAGUAAUCAGCCGCUUUAUCAACAUGGGAUUUCAGAAUAGUUUUUUCUUAUUUUUUUAGCAGAUGAAUGACCCAGUUUCGAAAUCAUAGUUAAUAUAGUGAUGACAAACUGAAGUUGUUUGAAAUUAAAAUGAACUAUCUCAUGUACGAAUACAGCUAUCUUCCAAGUUUUUUUUCUUAACAUAUCAAAAGUAUUGUUCUUAAAUAUUAAAAUAUAAAACACGUUUGCGGAUUUUAUUUAUCGAUCUAUAUAAUUGUUUGAUCAAAAUGUCAAUAAUUAUUAUAUUAUGCGUGAAUUUUUAUCUCAUGAACAUUGUUCAAAGUUCUACAUUAACUACACCCCCGCAAUCGGCAGUGGUUGUCGCUUUUGAAGAUAUCUAUGAUUUAUCUUUAUUAGCCAAUACUUUGUCAGAUCAAGGGAUUGAUACUACAUUAAUUAUACCGGCAUCCAACGAAAAUGAAGUUUACGAAACUUUAAUUGAUGUUGAGGUACUAAUGGUGAAAGUCGAAAUUAAAGAAUCAAUGUAUUCUGAGAAGAAAACUAUUCAAAUCUGUGAAGCUUUAUUAAAAGAUGAGCAAAUAGCAAAAAAGAUACAGGAAAUUCAACCUACUUUUACUGUAUUUCCUGCAAUCAGACAUGAUGGAUGCUUAUUACCAUGGGCAAAAACUGUUGAAUCUAUUCCGGUGAUAUGGACGCGCAAUCGAGAAGAAGAGAUAUAUGUAUUUGAAUGGACUGGUGCUGCUUUAUCAGUUCAAAAUACAGGAUUUUGGACUAGGUUAUGGACGAAUAUGUCAAGAAGAUCAAUAUUUUACACAGUUCGAGACGAAUAUAUAAUAUAUGCUCUCCGGAUAGUGGGAAAAUACUUGCCACACACCGAUCUCAAUUUAGAUAAUUUAUAUGAUGAUGUUCAUCUUAUUCUUUGGGGAGCUGAUGUUAUCUUACGUUCAGAUUUUGCACCGCUCACUCAAUUGAUAGUAGAAGUUGGUUGUCAUCAUUGUAGAGGCCCACAUCCAUUGCAAAAUGAUUUACAUAAAGCAUUAAUUGAGUUUCGAUUGGGUACCAUUGUAGUACUUUUAGACGAAAAUUAUGAAACGUUAAUAAAAGAACUUGCAUGGAAAUUACCACAGGGUAAAGAAGGCCAAGCAGUUGUUUGGAAGAACAUGAAAUGGCAAAACUUAAAUGAGAAUUUGCCGGAAAAUCUUUUUAUUCAUCCGAGAAUUGAUCGGCAAGAUUUGAUAGGUUAUGGACGAACAAGAGUAGUAUUAAGUCAUUGUGCAGAUACAGAACUUUUGGAAGCUGCAUUUCAUGGAAGUCCAGUAAUAUGUUUUCCUAGAAACUCCUAUGAAGUUAAAAAUACUGCACGAGCGAUCCAAUUAGGUUUUGCACGUUCCGUUGAAGAGAUUCAUACUUUAUCCGGCGAAGAAAUAGCCAAUAUCGUGAAUCAUAUUCAUGAAACAAUGGAUUACCGUGAAAAUGCUAGAAAAGUUUCUUUAGCUAUUCGUGAUAGAAUAAAUCCUGCUGUAGAUAGGUUAAUCUAUUGGUUGCGUUAUAUGGCCAGAACUAAGGAUUGGAAUUUGUACUUUUUAAUGCCAGCCAAUUCAGUAAAAACAAUGAAUGAGGAUCUUCAAUUUUUUCUUGGCAUUUUCGUAGGAGUUAUAGUAGGAGCAUUUUCUACAAUUGGUUGUAUGUUAACAAGAUAUUUAAUUAUAUCUAAAAAAGUGCAAAGAUCAAAAGGACGAUAUACACGAUGAAAAUGUAACUGAAUCGGAAAUGAAAAAAAAAAAUGGAAUUGAUGAAAAGAUUAAUUACGAUCAUUUUUCACAUAUGUAUUUAUAUAAAUGCACGUAGAGUACAGGUACAUACAAAUACAAAUGGUACGAGCUAGGGUUUAUCUCAUUGCUAAUGAAGAGAUGUAACUAUGAGAAUACUUGAUCGAUAAGAAUGAUUGAAAAAGCUAGAAAGUACGAUAGUAGCAUGUUAUCAUUGACGAGGAGAGAAAAAUAAAUUACAAUUUAUCAAUACUGCGCUCUGUAUGUUGUCUCGUUGCACGAGUGCUCGCUCGUGUGCGUUUAUCGCUUAAAUCCUUAUAAAAGUACGGACGAAUCGGUACCUAUAAUUCAUACGAUUUUCUCUCUUCCUCUCUUUCUCGCUCGCUCGCUCGCUCUCUCUUUUAAGGCCAUGUUCCUCUAAUUAAAUCAAUUAUUUUAUUUAUGCUAUUUGAACAAAGAAUAAUUUAUUUAUGUGACGAAUAUACAAAUUGUUUCAUCCUAUAAAAUCCAACACUAAAGUUAUGUUUUCAAAUUUAUUUUUUUAGACUUUAAUCAGAUCGAUUAAUAUCAAACGUUUUUUCAUCAUGUUUUUUAUAAUGAAAAAAGAAUACAUAUAUGUGUAUAUAAAUAUAUGUUUAUAUAAUAAUUUAUAUACAAUACAAUGUCGAUUAUCCGAAUUUCAAUUACUCAA